CGAAUGAGGACUGACCACGCAAGAUAUUCUUGACAUCACACUGCAAAAUUACUCUGGCUGCUCGCUGAUGUCACGCUGUCCACGGCGCCUCAAAGGAUGAAAGGAAAUUUAAGAAAGUAAUUGACAGUUUCUGAAAGGCCUGAUACAGGUCGUUCUGUGUCUGGUUUUGUGAGUUCUUUAGGACCAUUGUGAGGGUUCCUUCUUCGUCCUGGGAUGGUUUUAGGAAACUUGCCAAUGUGUGAACCCUUACUCCAGCAUCUGUGAGGGUCUUAGAGCCUUCCUUUGCUUUCUAUGAAAGUUUUGGGGUCGUUUUCAUCAAAUGUGAUCGUCUCCGAUCCUUCCUUCAGCAUCUGUGACGAUCUUGGGGUCUCGUCACCACCAGCUGUAACGAUCUUGGCCCCUUCGUCUAGAAAUUUGCCACCGCCUUGGACCCCCCAUCUUCUAUCUGUGAAGGUCUUAAGGGCCUUCCUCCACCAUCUGUGAGGACUGGGGGUCCCCUUCACCACCUGUGACGGCUGGGGGGUCCCCUUCACCACCUGUGACAUCCGUGGGCGGCCCCCACGCAAAACUUCUCGCUCCAAUUCCCGAGAGCAAUUUCUCCACACCAACCCACCCUCAUCCUCUGAAAAGACUUUCACAAUAAGUUGAGCUCCUCACCGUGAGAGGGUGUGGGAGUGGUGAGAUGACCCGGACAAUGGACCAUUAUGAGAAGCACAAUAAUCACCCCAACCACAGUGGCAAACACAGCGACGGUGGAGUGUCCUACUCAACCAGCACGGACAGCCCCGGCCUCUGUGCUUUCAUCCUCACAAUCAUCUCCUAUCUACUUAUUGUAGCUACUUUCCCCUUCUCGCUAUGUCUCUGUAUCAAGGUAGUGCAAGAGUACGAGCGAGCGGUCAUCUUCCGACUCGGUCGUCUCUUAAAGGGAGGUGCCAAGGGCCCAGGAAUCUUUUUCGUCAUCCCCUGCAUCGACUCCUACAGGAAGGUCGACCUUCGAACUGUUUCCUUCGACGUUCCCCCGCAAGAGGUCCUCACUCGUGAUUCUGUAACCGUGGCUGUAGAUGCCGUCGUCUACUACAAGAUCUACCGUCCGAUAGAGAGUGUGGCAACAGUGGCAGACUUUAGCCACUCGACUCGCCUCCUGGCCGCCACUACAUUGAGGAACGUCCUGGGUACCCGCAACCUGGCUGAGAUUCUCAGUGAGCGAGAGUCCAUCUCUGCCACCAUGCAGAGUUCCCUGGAUGACGCUACUGACCCUUGGGGCGUCAAGGUGGAACGCGUGGAAAUCAAGGAUGUGCGUCUGCCUGUGCAACUGCAACGAGCCAUGGCAGCAGAAGCUGAGGCAGCGCGAGAAGCGAGAGCCAAGGUGAUCGCGGCUGAGGGUGAACAACGAGCCUCGCGAGCUCUCAAGGAAGCCGCGGAUGUCAUCAAUGAGUCUCCAGCAGCACUCCAGCUCCGCUAUCUUCAGACGCUCAACGCAAUAUCGGCAGAAAACAACUCAACCAUUAUAUUCCCGCUGCCCAUUGACGUCUUAACGCAUAUGAUUCAGAAAAAGGAUGCUGAGUAAAUCAGGUACAAUGGCUUAUGACUUCGGUGGACGGAAUGUGGUAGAUUGGCCUAAAGUCUCCGCGGCUCGAGUACACGGUGACAUAUGGACGA
Cherax quadricarinatus is the source of this 1659-nucleotide messenger RNA. Lineage: Eukaryota; Metazoa; Arthropoda; Malacostraca; Decapoda; Parastacidae. The record is from RefSeq and is a predicted model, not a curated record.